AUGUUAUCCAGCAAAUUUAACACAAGUCAUCGUUCUAUUAUUAAACGACAGCUUCUCAGAAUCAAUUUUGGUGGUCUUGAAAAAAAUCCUCAAAUCAGUGGGACUGACAACAAGGUGACUUAUGGUAACGAAGCAAGUCCAGAACAACAAACAACAUUACUUCGUAAAGCUGGUGAUCAGGCUGGAAGAAUUUUAGAAGGUGGGACAGAUGCCGUGAUUGCUCCUGCCAAAUGGCUUGCCCAUAUGCAAGAAAACUGGUUAACAUACAUAGUAUGUGCUACUAUAUUAAUGGUUGGUAUUCUAUUCAUCUACUGUUGUAUUCGACGAAAGAUAUCAUCACUUUUCAUGCCAUCACCUGCAGGAUCAACUUUAUCUAAAAUGAUUCGAGAUGAAGCCAUAAAAAUUGCAACAUUUCACCGUGGUAUUCAAAACAUAUGA
Rotaria socialis is the source of this 438-nucleotide messenger RNA. The record is from the annotation of a GenBank genome assembly. NCBI's taxonomy places the organism in Eukaryota, Metazoa, Rotifera, Eurotatoria, Philodinida, Philodinidae.